AGAGAGAGAGAGAGAGAGAGGGAGGGAGAUCUCCAGGGCUGGGCCGGGCUCCAAAACCACUACGCAGUUAGGAGAAAGAGCUAAUCUCCACCCCGGAGCUCAGAGGCUGACUUUGACCGGACGGUUCACUCUGGUCACUGGGAGACUCUGUCCACACGCUCCGCGCCCCGGAGAGGAGAGCGAGGCAGCCUGCGGCCGCCUCGUCCCCGGUCCCGGAACUCACCUGGGCUGGAAGGAAGCCGGCCUUUGGGGCGCAACUCGGACGGUUUUUAUCUGGGAAGUCCAGGCGGACCCCCGGCCCCUGAAGCCGACGGUCUCCCCCGCGACUCCCGCCGACCCCUCACCGUCGACCGCCCGGAUCUCCCCGUCUCCCUCCGCAGUUGUCGAGAUGCGCGUGGCGGUGAUCGGGGCCGGGGUCAUCGGGCUGUCCACCGCCCUGGCCGUCCACCAACGCUUCCACGCCUCCAUGCCGGCUCUGCAGAUCGAAGUCUACGCGGACCGCUUCACCCCACUGACCACCAGUGACGGGGCAGCGGGCCUGUGGCAGCCUUACCUCUACGACCACGGCAACGUGCAGGAGACGGCCUGGAACAGACAGACGUUCGAUUACCUUCUGAGCCACCUCACAUCCCCGGAGGCGGAGAAAAUGGGCCUCUUCCUUCUCUCCGGCUACAAUCUGUUCUCGGCCCCCGUCCCGGAUCCCUCUUGGAAGGAUGCCGUUCUGGGAUUUCGGAACCUGACGCCUAAAGAGCUUGAGCUGUUCCCCGGAUACAGCUAUGGGUGGUUCAACACGGCCUUGAUCCUGGAAGGGAAGAGCUACCUGCCCUGGCUCACCAAACAGUUAACCCGACGAGGAGUCAAGUUUUUCCUGAAGAAAAUCAAGUCCUUUGAGGAGGUGGCCAGAGCCGGGGCCAGAGCCGGGGCGGACGUGAUCAUUAACUGCACGGGAGUGUGGGCCGGGGAGCUGCAGCCCGAUAGAGAACUGCAGCCGGGUCGGGGCCAGAUCAUCAAGGUUUUUGCCCCUUGGCUGAAACAUUUCAUCAUCACGCACGAUCCAGACGGCGGGAUCUAUAAAUCCCCCUACAUUAUUCCCGGGAGCCAGACGGUGACCCUGGGAGGGAUCUUUCAGCUGGGAAACUGGAGCGAAGCCAACAGCCCCGAGGAUCACCAGACCAUCUGGAACGGCUGCUGCCAGCUGGAACCCACUCUGCAGGACGCCAAGAUCGUGGGUGAAUGGAGCGGGUUCCGGCCUGUACGUUCCAGAAUUCGGCUGGAGAGGGAGAAGCUGGACCACGGACCCUUCCGGGCAGAGAUCAUCCAUAACUACGGCCAUGGGGGCUACGGACUGACCAGCCAUUGGGGCUGCGCUCUGGAGGCUGCCGAGCUCUUUGGGCAGAUCCUAGAAGAAAAGAAGUCGACCGGGCCCUUUCCAUCCCACCUCUGAAAGACCCCCCGACCCCCAGGGAGAGCUUAACCCACCCAUCUCAACUAAUCAAGUAGCCGACCCAAGUGGUUUCAUCCUCAAGACUCUUGAUGCUGGGAAGCGAGAUGCGGGCCAGAGCUGGGACGUGAGGAUAAAGGCCAGCCUAUGGGGCUGCCUCCGGCACAGGGUGGGACCCGGGGCCAAACAGCUGCCCCACAAAGUCCCCUUUGGCUGGUUGCGCUGAGGAGUCAGUCGCUCGUAUUUAUUGAGCGCCUACUCUGUGCAGGGCACUGUACUGAGCACUUGAGAGCGUACAAUAGAACAAUAGAACAGAUUCGUUCCCUGCCCAUGAUGAGCUUACAGUCUAGAGGGGGAGACAGACAUUAAUAUAAAGCAGGGUCCCGAAGUGUAAGCUGUAGGGCUGACUAACCCAUGCCGGUUUCCCUCGUUGCGGCCAUCCAACGUGGCCUAUUGGAUAGAACGUUGGCCCGGGAGUCAGAAAGACCUGGGUUCUAAACCCGGCUCUGCCCCUUGUCUGCUGGGUGACCUUGGGUAAGUCACUUUGACUGGAAACACUCGGGACUUGUCGGAGGCCUGGGAUGGGCGAGGCCGGGGUCCACCUGGGGCAGAUUCGGGGCCCAUCGCCCCCACAGAGUGGACGCUGAAAAAGCCAGAGCUUCCGAAGCCGGGUCCUGGAAUCAGCCCACCCUGGCGGAAGUGCACUCCGAGGCCCCAUCGCUGGAGAAAGUGUUUCACGGGGAACACGGACUCCCUCAAAGCUCCCUCUGGUCUGAACUUAAAAAAAAAAAAUCGAAACGUUCUUUCAGGUCCCUCCUUCCCCAGUUAACGAUAGCAAACGGGCCCCUAGGUGCUUUCAAAAACACAUCAGCGGAAUCUGAUCCACUUUACCCUCCCAGCUUAAGCUGUAACCAUUGAUCGACCGAUUUUUCCUCAACGAGUCUCAAUCACGCUCAAUAAAUACCGUUGAUUGACUAAUUGAUUUUUUUUUCAGUGAGUCACAGCAGGAGUAGUAAUAAUAAGAAUGAUGGAUUUCGCUGAGCCCUUGCGGGGAACGGAGAAUCGUGAAAGACAAGGAAGCUGCUCUCGACCUUCACGGUAUCUCUUCUGCUUCCCUGGUUACGUCUGCUCCGAUUCGGUUCAAGAAUAAAUUCACCCAGAACCACCUGUAAAUCCA
Molecule: messenger RNA, 2618 nt
Organism: Ornithorhynchus anatinus (platypus)
Lineage: Eukaryota; Metazoa; Chordata; Mammalia; Monotremata; Ornithorhynchidae
Gene: DAO
Product: D-amino acid oxidase
Exons: 11
Coding region: 389-1444 (351 amino acids)
Molecular function (GO): FAD binding; D-amino-acid oxidase activity
Source: RefSeq, a predicted model, not a curated record